AUGGGCUUGGGAGGCUGCAGAAUCACAGCACUCACCCAGACAGGGCUUUCAGGAGGUGUACUUCCCUACCUGACCUUCUCUUUUUUCUCCCCAGCCUCUUUCUUCGGGGACAGCUUUGUGGAGAUGCCUCUGGCAGACGCCUCACGCACAGUGCGGCUCCACCUGCAGCUGUACACCAGCCAGGGGAAUGGGCUACUCUUCCUGGCCGCUGGCCAGCCUGACCACCUCCUGCUCCAGCUGCGAGCUGGCAGCCUUCAGGCCAAGCUGCAGCUGGGCUCAGAGGAGGUGACCCUGCAGUCCCCAGCAGGACUGCAGCUCAAUAACCUGGCAGUGCAUGACGUGGAGCUGCUGGUGGAAGAUGGCAGGAUGACGCUGACCAUCGAUGGCCUCUUCAACAGUUCCGUGGACAUCGCAGGGCCUGCACGGGAGCUGGACAUCCAGUAUGGCCUCUAUGCUGGUGGCACAGGCAGCCUGGACCUGCCCUAUCUUGCCGAGGUCAGCUCGCCAUUCAGGGGUUGCCUCCAUGUGGUGACAUUCAAUGGCCUGGAUGUCCUCUCCCCUCUGUCCACUGACGGCAGCUCCAAGAUCUUCCACCGGGUGCAGGAAGGGUGCAGCAUGCAGUUCUCCGCAGAGCCUGAGGACCCCUUCGGGUUCCCAGGGCCACACUCCUACAUUGCAUUUCCUACAUGGGAUGCGAGGAAGGAAGCGACCAUUGAGUUUGUGAUAACAACAAGCAUCACCCAGGCACCCCUCAUCUACCACGCAGGGCUGGAGAAUGACUUCUUCUACCUGGAGAUCUCCAACGGGCGCCUGCGAGGAUUUGUGGAGAAAGGGAAUGGCAUCAUCGUCCUGCACAACAACGUCUUCAUCAGCGAUGAGCAGCAGCACUAUGUCAAAGUCUACACGGACAUCCACAAGUUUGAGAUACUGAUAGAUUACUAUGCUUCAUCCACAUCCAACCGGGGCAUCAACAACUACCUGGACCUUCAGGGAAAUCUCUUCAUUGGGGGUAUGGACGAAAAAGCUUUGCAAAGGCUGAGGGAACAUCAUCUUGCUUUCAUCUCAGUGUGGACCAUGACCAACCACUCGUUUGUUGGCUGCCUGGAGGACCUGCGGAUAAACCUGCAGAGGAGGAGUCUGCAAGAUGCUGUGAUCACAAAGGACAUCACAUUAGGCUGUGGGAAGCAAGACCACUACUGGGACUAUGAGGAGGUAUAUGAGCAGGAUGAGGCACCCACCUCCCCACCUCCAAAUGUCUUGUCGGGAGCACCAGGUCUGGUGGUGGAACCAUGCCAGCCCGACAGCAGCUUCCCACCUGCCUUUGCCAACAUCAGCAGGCUGCUGCACGUCAGCCCCCUCAUCGUCUCCGAAGGGGGCAUGGCCUAUCUGGAGUGGAAACACGCCCAGCCAACAGUAGACUUGAGCCUGGCAAACAUCCGUCAGUCUCAAAUCCUCUUCAGCAUCACCAAUGACCCCAGGCAUGGCCAGCUGGAGCUGGACAUUCCUGGGUCCAGGAGUAGAAGGAAGUUCACCCUGUUGGACAUUGUGAACCGGAAAGUCAGAUACAUCCACGAUGGCUCCGAGGGGCCCAUGGACCAGCUGAUGCUGGAGGUGACGGUGACCACUCAACAAGGGGUCCCAGAGUGCUUGCGGCAGGGGCAGAUGUACCUGCUGCCCAUCAUGAUCAACCCUGUCAAUGAUGCCCCACAGGUGAUCUUUCCCCAUGGGAACCACAUGACAAUCCUGAAGCACACACGGAAGCACCUGACCACCGAGAUCCUGCAGGUCCUGGAUGACGACACAUCCUGUGAUGACCUCGAAUUCCAGCUGCGUGGUGGCCAGCAGAUGGAGGAGGGUUAUGUGGAGUAUGACUUCCAUCCUGGAGUGCCCAUCGAAGACUUCUCCUGCAAGGACCUGGAAGCAGGCAACGUAGUCUAUGUGCAUCAAAGUGGGACAAACUUACAGCUCACCUUGCAGGUGACCGACGGCACAGUCCCGAGCCCCAUCGCCACCCUGAGGAUCCUUGCCAUUGACCCUGACAUCCGCCUGCUCAACAACACUGGCCUCUCCAUCUCCCAAGGAGGGGCCGCACGCAUCACCACAGCCAACCUGUCAGUGGAGACGAACGCCGUGGAACAACGGGUCUCCAUUCUGUACAUCCUCACAGAGCCCCUAAUGUAUGGCGAAGUCCAGAAGCAAGGGAGCAUGGGAGGGGAAUGGAAAAAAGUCGAGUCCUUCCACCAGCAAGACCUGGAGCAAGGGCGCAUCCAGUAUUUCAGCACAGACCCAGAGCACUGGCUGGAAGACAGCACGGAGAAGCUGAGAUUCAAUAUCCAGGUGGGGCAGAAGGUCUUGGCAAACAACACUUUCCUCAUAAGGAUUAAAAGAGCUACCAUUAAGAUGAGGACCAUGGUUCCCCUCCAGAUGAAGAACAGGCGGCACAGAAAUAUCACCAGCAAGGAGCUGGAGGCAAUGUUGGAAGAUCCAAACUCUGCCCCACUCCCCUUCCACUACAUGAUCAUCCAGGCUCCCAAAAAGGGUAACCUGGAGUUGCUUGGCAACAGGCUGACUGAAGGCUUUGGAUUUACCCAAGAGGACCUGGAGAGAAAUCACCUGAGCUACAGCGUGACCAUCAGGAACUCUCAGCAAGCCGAGGACACCUUCCAGUUCCGUGUCCGUGCUGGUGAGCAGCACUCUCCUGUCUACACCUACACAAUCAGCAUCGGUGGAGACCCUGAUGCACCAGCCCUGACCAAUGUCCUCCUGACCGUGGCCGAAGGGGGACAGGCCAUCAUCUCCAAGGACCACUUGUUUGUGCAGAGUGUGAACAGCAUGGACUACCUCUAUGAGGUGAUUGAGGGACCAGCACACGGGAGGCUGGCCUGGGCUGCAUCCCAUGGCUGGGCCUCCAGAGAGGAGAUCACAGAGUUCACCAACGACGACAUCCUCCAACGCCGGCUGCUGUACCAGCACGAUGACUCUGAGACACUGGAGGAUGACAUCCCCUUCGUAGCCAUCAGGCAGGGUGAGGGCAGCGCUGAGCCUGAUACAGAGGUGAGGGGUGUUUUCAGGGUAUCCAUCCAACCUGUCAAUGACCACAUCCCUGUCCGGGUAGUAAACAAAGUCUUCAACGUGGUGCGCAAUGGGCAGCACCUGCUGACUACCGAUGACAUUGCCUUCACUGACAAGGACUCCGGCUUCUCCGACACACAGCUAGUGCUGGUGAGGAAGGACAUCUUGUUUGGCAGCAUCGUGUCUGUUGAUGACAGAAGCCACCAGAUCUAUCGGUUCACACAGGAUGACUUGAGGAAGAAGAAGAUCCUCUUUGUCCAUUCAGGGGCUGACCGGGGCUGGAUCCAGCUACAGGUCUCAGACGGCCUCCACCAAACCACAGCACUCCUGGAGGUACAAGCGUCAGACCCCUAUAUCAAAAUAGUCAACAACACCGGUCUGGUCAUUCACCAGGGCACCCGAGGGAGCAUUGAUUCCUCUGUCCUCAACCUGGAGACCAACAUGGACAUCAGGUCAGAUGAAGAGAUACGGUUCCUGAUAACAACACCCCCAAGGUGGGGGACGGUGCUGAGAGGAGAGCAGCCAGUUAUGGCCUUCUCCCAGAAUGACCUGCUGGCAGGAGAGAUCUCCUACCACCACAACGGGAGCAGGAACACCCAGGAUGAGCUCCAGUUCACUGUAGAAGCAAACGAGGUGGCAGUGGAGGACACACUGGCCAUCAGUGUGUUCUUGGACACCCAUCCCAGCCCCCUGAGCAUAGUCAACCACAAGGAGAUCUAUGUCUUCCAGGGGGAAGCAGCUGGCAUCAAGGAGGAAUACUUACAGGUGACUCAUGAAGAGAUCCCUCCCCAAGACAUAGUCUACCUGGUGAGCAGACCCCCAGCCUCUGGCUUCCUUGCAAUGCUUCAGCACGGUCAGGACACAAACGAGCAGCCCAGCCUGGACCCUGUCCAGUCCUUCACCCAGGAGGACAUAAACAGUGGCAGAGUCCUCUACCUCCACUCCAAGCCCAAUGAGGAGCGCGACCGGUUUGUCACAGACGUCACGGCCCGCGGUGCAGACCCUCUGAAGGGGGUGGUUGUGAGCCUGGUUGUGCUCCCCAUCACUGUCCCCUUGGAUGUCCACAACAUAACAGUUCCGGGAGGUGGCUCUGCUGUCCUCUCCGUAGGCAUCCUCAGCAUCCCCAACAUCUACUACCCAACUCUUGGCAUGGAGUUCAGGGUGCUUGAGCCCCCCCGGUUCGGCACCCUCCUGAGCAGCGAGCGGCCAGAGGAGCGUGGGCUGCACAGCUUCACCUGGAGCGAGGUGGAGAACCAGCAGAUCCAGUACAGGCAGCGUCCCCGAUCCCUAACUGACAGUUUCACCGUCCUGGCCAACGCCACCGAGAUAUCCCGACAGAGCCAGCCCAGGACCCUCUUCAUCACCAUCCUGCCCCGCAACACCAAGGGGCCGCGACUCAGGGUCAACGCCGGUUUGCAGCUGCGGGAAGGUGCCACAGCUGCUAUCAGCCCCCACAUCCUGAGCGCUGAGGACGAGGACUCCCCAGCAGAGGAGGUGACCUACUCCAUCCAGCCCCCAGCCAAUGGGAAGGUUGUGCUGAGGUCUGCACCCAGCGCUGAGGUCCAGAGGUUCACCCAGGCCCAGAUAAACAACGGCCUCGUCCUCUUCGUACACCAAGGUAGGGCAGGGCUGAGGUGCCCCAACCUUCUUGCAUCACCCCAGGGUGAUGAGGACACUGUGACACCAAGCUGGGUGUUAACCCCAUCGUCUGUGCUUUCCACAGGACUCCUGGAUGGAGGCUUCGCCUUCGACCUGUGGGACGGUGAGAAUCUGUCUCCUGGGCACUUCUUCCUCAUCAGGGCCCAGAGAGAGCCCAUCAUCAGCCUGGCCAAGAAGCAGAGCCUCACUGUCUGCCCAGGUGCUUUGCAGCCCAUCACCAGCCAGAACCUGCAGGCAGUGAGCAACAGCCCUGCCAGCUCUACUGCUCUGUACUACAGCAUCGAGCAAGCCCCACGUCUGGGCAGGCUGACCACCUCUCGGGGGGAGGAAAUCAGGAACUUCACCCAAGCCCAGGUGGACAGCCAGUUGAUUUUCUACCAGCAUGAGAUGCCAGACAAGCCCUUCUGGCUGGCCCAAGAUGCCAUCCGCUUCCGUGUGGUCGCUCCCACAACCAUCUCUGAUUCCUUCAUCCUCCUCGUGCUGAUCUCCUUUGAGGCAAAAUGUUCCCAACGCUCAACUCAGCUAUGGAAAAAUGCAGGUCUCCAGCUUGCAAGGGCUCAGCGGGCUGAGAUUGACACCUCAGUGUUGGAUGCCUCUAACCUCCUAAGCCAAAUCCUGGUCCCUGACAGGGCUGGAUAUGAUGUUGUCUUCCAGGUGAUGGAGCUGCCAGUUCAUGGGCAGCUCUUGGUGGCUGGUGUGCCCCUGGAGCGGUCACGGCCGUUUUUCCUGCAGUCAGACCUGGCAGCGAGGCGCCUGGAGUAUUCCCACGGUGGGGACAGUGUCUCUGAAGACCAUUUCAGUUUUAAGGCUUGGCUCCAACCCCAGGAACAGCAGUCUGUCCGUCCUCCACAGGAAGGGGUGGUCAUCUCUGAAGCUUUCAAUAUAACAGUGCCCAGCAGCGUCGAGCCGCUGCGGGUGGUGAAGCGGCAAGAGGUGUUGCAGGUCCCACCAGGUUCCAUGGUCACCUUAUCCCAGGAGUUCCUGGAUGUGGCAGACCCAUCUGUGUCCCCACAGGAGAUGGUUUACAGCGUCCUCCAGAGACCUCUCACCGGCCACCUGGCCACUGCACACAACCCACGGGAGCCCAUCAGCCGCUUUACCCAGGCAGAUGUCAACGCUGGCCGCGUGGUGUUUGUCUCCACAGGGGGCCGUGCCCCAGGGUCCUUAGCCCUGAGCCUCUCUGAUGGCCACCACCCACCCACACUGACCUCACUGGAGAUCAAGGUGCUCCCUGUAGUGAGCACCACUGCCAGCCCAGUGCUGCUGGAGGUGCCCCAAGACCUGAACAGGGCCCCCAUGUCCCACCAUCACCUCCUGGGCCCCCCACAGCGUGGGACAGGCAAUAUCCUGUACAGGAUUACCAAGGACCCCAGGUUUGGCCAAGUGCAGGUCAACCAAAAGCCGUCGCGGAGCUUCUCGCAGAAGCAGCUGGACCGUGGGGAGGUGACGUUCACCUUCACCGACCUCACAUCCCCCAAGGAUGACUUCCAGUUCCUCGCCAUGUCACGGGCAGGAAACAGGACUGGGGUGGUGAACGUGACUGUCCGUGCCACUGUGAAGGCUCGGCCAGGCAGCUUGUGGCCCCAGGGCACCACAGCCCUUCUGGACACCAAAAUCCUCGACGCCAGUGAGGCGGCCAUCCUCGACGCCAGUGAGCUGGCCAACUGCACCAAGAGCGUCCCAGUCUUCAAGGUCCGCAGGGUGCCCCGUGCCAGCCGUCUUGUGAGGGUAUCCAAGGACCCAGGACAACCCACCACCCCAAUCGAGACCUUCAGCCAGAGUGAGCUAGAGCAAGGACUGGUGGGGCUGGAGGUGCUGGAUGCUGGGGACACCCACCAACCCCUGCAGAGUGACAGCUUCAUCUUCGAGCUGGUGGCUGAUGGUGUGCCACCGGCGCUGGCAUCCCUGGAGUACCACAUCGAGCCCUACAAUGCCUCAAAAUCCUACGGUGUCACCCUGCUCCAGGGCCCCCUGGCACCCUCACCCCUGACACCCCAGGGCACAGCAAGGAGCAGCCCCAAUGCCAGUGAGCUGGGCAUACACCCCACUCCCUGGCUGGCACCCAGUGCCACCAGCAGCCCUGUGGAGAGGGGCACCUUCCUCAGCUUCAUCGAGGCCAACAUGUUCAGCAUCAUCAUCCCCAUCUGCCUCAUCCUGCUCCUGCUGGCCCUCAUCCUGCCCCUGCUCUUCUACCUGCACAAGCGCAACAAGACGGGGAAGCACCACGUCCAGGGCACUCCUGCUUCCAAGGCCAAGAACGGGGCUGUGCCAGACCACGAGACCUUCCGGAGGACGGACCCCAACCAGGGCAUCCCCCUAACGACUGUUAACGCCCUGGAGGGCAAGGGCACAGGUCCCCCACCCCAGGGCACAGGGCCUGGGGCACCGCCAGACCCUGAGCUCCUGCAGUACUGCCGGACUUCCAACCCCCCGCUGAAAAACAACCAGUACUGGGUGUGA
Acanthisitta chloris (rifleman) is the source of this 7191-nucleotide messenger RNA. RefSeq names its product chondroitin sulfate proteoglycan 4-like. NCBI's taxonomy places the organism in Eukaryota, Metazoa, Chordata, Aves, Passeriformes, Acanthisittidae. The record is from RefSeq and is a predicted model, not a curated record.